This is a messenger RNA of Ictidomys tridecemlineatus (thirteen-lined ground squirrel), 5222 nucleotides long. The record is from RefSeq and is a predicted model, not a curated record. NCBI's taxonomy places the organism in Eukaryota, Metazoa, Chordata, Mammalia, Rodentia, Sciuridae.
GGGACACUGGGGACACUGGCUACAUCGCCUGAGCUUCGGCUGCUGGUUCUGAACUGCCUUACUUUCAGGUUACAUCUUUUCACUUGCUAAUAAGGACCUCUGAGAUCAGCAGCCAUGAGUUCAGACUCAGAAAUGGCUGUUUUUGGGGAGGCUGCUCCUUACCUCCGAAAGUCUGAAAAGGAGCGCAUUGAGGCCCAGAACAGGCCCUUUGAUGCCAAGACCUCAGUGUUUGUGGCAGAGCCCAAGGAAUCCUUUGUCAAAGGAACUAUUCAGAGCCGAGAAGCUGGGAAAGUGACAGUAAAAACUGAUGCAGGGGCGACUCUGACAGUGAAGGACGAUCAGGUUUUUCCCAUGAACCCUCCCAAAUUCGACAAGAUCGAGGACAUGGCCAUGAUGACCCACCUGCAUGAGCCUGCUGUGCUGUAUAACCUCAAAGAGCGUUAUGCAGCCUGGAUGAUCUAUACCUACUCAGGACUCUUCUGUGUCACUGUCAACCCCUACAAGUGGCUGCCAGUGUAUAACCCAGAGGUGGUGACGGCCUACAGAGGCAAAAAGCGCCAGGAGGCCCCACCCCACAUCUUCUCCAUCUCUGACAACGCCUAUCAGUUCAUGCUGACUGACCGGGAGAAUCAGUCAAUCCUGAUCACUGGAGAAUCUGGUGCAGGGAAGACUGUGAACACCAAGCGUGUCAUCCAGUACUUUGCAACAAUUGCAGUUACUGGAGAGAAGAAGAAGGAAGAAUCUGGCAAAAACCAGGGGACUCUGGAAGAUCAAAUCAUCAGUGCCAACCCCCUACUGGAGGCCUUUGGCAAUGCCAAGACCGUGAGGAAUGACAACUCCUCUCGCUUUGGUAAAUUCAUCAGAAUCCACUUUGGCACUACAGGAAAACUGGCUUCAGCUGAUAUUGAAACAUAUCUGUUAGAGAAGUCUAGAGUUACCUUCCAGCUUAAGGCUGAAAGAAGUUACCAUAUUUUUUAUCAGAUCACAUCAAACAAGAAACCAGAACUAAUUGAAAUGCUUCUGAUUACCACAAACCCAUAUGAUUACCCAUUUGUCAGUCAAGGGGAAAUCAGUGUAGCCAGCAUUGAUGACCAGGAAGAGCUGAUGGCCACAGAUAGUGCUAUUGAUAUUUUGGGCUUCACUAAUGAAGAAAAGGUGUCUAUUUAUAAACUCACGGGAGGCGUGAUGCAUUAUGGGAACAUGAAAUUCAAGCAAAAGCAGCGUGAAGAGCAAGCUGAGCCAGAUGGCACUGAAGUUGCUGACAAGGCAGCCUAUCUCCAGGGUCUGAACUCUGCUGAUCUGCUCAAAGCCCUCUGCUACCCAAGGGUCAAGGUCGGCAAUGAGUAUGUUACCAAAGGCCAGACUGUAGAGCAGGUGACCAACGCAGUGGGUGCUCUGGCCAAAGCCGUGUAUGAGAAAAUGUUCCUGUGGAUGGUCACCCGCAUCAACCAGCAACUGGACACCAAGCAACCCAGACAGUACUUCAUUGGGGUCUUGGACAUUGCUGGCUUUGAGAUUUUUGAUUUCAACAGCCUGGAGCAGCUGUGCAUCAACUUCACCAAUGAGAAACUGCAACAGUUCUUCAACCACCACAUGUUCGUGCUGGAGCAGGAGGAGUACAAGAAGGAAGGCAUCGAGUGGACCUUCAUUGACUUUGGGAUGGACCUGGCUGCCUGCAUUGAGCUCAUUGAGAAGCCUAUGGGCAUCUUCUCCAUCCUGGAAGAAGAGUGCAUGUUCCCCAAGGCAACAGACACCUCCUUUAAGAACAAGCUGUAUGAGCAGCAUCUUGGAAAGUCUGCCAACUUCCAGAAGCCUAAGGUGGUCAAAGGAAAGGCUGAGGCUCACUUCUCCCUGAUCCAUUAUGCUGGUACUGUGGACUAUAACAUCACUGGCUGGCUGGACAAGAACAAGGACCCCCUGAAUGAGACUGUGGUUGGGCUGUACCAGAAGUCUUCAUUGAAAACUCUAGCUUAUCUCUUCUCUGGGGCUCAAACUGCUGAAGCAGAGGCAAGUGGCGGAGCUGCCAAGAAAGGUGGCAAGAAGAAGGGCUCCUCUUUCCAGACUGUGUCUGCCCUUUUCAGGGAGAAUUUGAACAAACUGAUGACCAACCUCAGGAGCACCCACCCUCAUUUUGUGAGGUGUAUCAUUCCCAAUGAAACUAAAACUCCAGGUGCCAUGGAGCAUGAACUUGUCCUGCACCAGCUGAGGUGUAAUGGUGUGCUGGAAGGCAUCCGCAUCUGUAGGAAAGGAUUCCCAAGCAGAAUCCUUUAUGCAGAUUUCAAGCAGAGAUACAAGGUACUAAACGCAAGUGCUAUCCCUGAAGGACAGUAUAUUGACAGCAAGAAGGCUUCUGAGAAGCUCCUGGCGUCCAUUGACAUUGACCACACCCAGUAUAAAUUUGGUCACACUAAGGUCUUUUUCAAAGCUGGUCUUCUGGGGCUCCUAGAGGAGAUGCGAGAUGACAAGCUGGCCCAACUGAUUACCCGCACCCAGGCCAUGUGCAGAGGGUUCUUGGCAAGAGUGGAGUACCAGAAGAUGGUGGAGAGAAGGGAGUCCAUCUUCUGUAUCCAAUACAACAUACGAGCCUUCAUGAAUGUCAAGCACUGGCCCUGGAUGAAACUGUUCUUUAAGAUCAAACCUCUGCUAAAGAGUGCAGAAACUGAGAAGGAGAUGGCCACCAUGAAGGAAGAAUUCCAGAAAACCAAAGAUGAACUUGCCAAGUCAGAGGCAAAAAGGAAGGAAUUAGAAGAAAAGAUGGUGUCACUGCUAAAAGAAAAAAAUGACUUGCAGCUCCAAGUUCAGUCUGAAGCUGAAGGGUUGGCUGAUGCAGAGGAAAGAUGUGACCAGCUGAUCAAAACCAAAAUCCAGCUUGAGGCCAAGAUCAAAGAGGGGGAGCAGAUUGACAACCUGCAGCGGGUCAAGCAGAAGCUGGAGAAAGAGAAGAGUGAGAUGAAGAUGGAGAUUGAUGACCUUGCUAGUAAUGUAGAGACCAUCUCUAAAGCUAAGGGCAACCUAGAGAAAAUGUGCCGAACUCUAGAGGACCAAGUGAGUGAACUGAAAUCCAAAGAAGAAGAGCAGCAGCGGCUCAUCAAUGACCUGACAACCCAGAGGGGACGCCUACAGACUGAAUCUGGUGAAUUUUCACGCCAGCUUGAUGAAAAAGAAGCUCUGGUGUCUCAGUUAUCAAGGGGAAAACAAGCAUUUACUCAACAGAUUGAGGAAUUAAAGAGGCAGCUUGAAGAGGAAGUAAAGGCCAAGAAUGCCCUGGCCCACGCCCUGCAGUCCUCCCGCCAUGACUGUGACCUGCUGCGGGAGCAGUAUGAGGAGGAGCAAGAAUCCAAGGCGGAGCUGCAGAGGGCGCUGUCCAAGGCCAACAGUGAGGUUGCCCAGUGGAGGACCAAGUAUGAGACGGAUGCCAUCCAGCGCACAGAGGAGCUAGAGGAGGCUAAGAAGAAGCUGGCUCAGAGGUUACAGGCUGCUGAGGAACACGUGGAAGCUGUGAAUGCCAAAUGUGCAUCCUUGGAGAAGACAAAGCAGAGGCUGCAGAAUGAGGUCGAGGACCUCAUGCUUGAUGUGGAGAGGACCAAUGCUGCCUGUGCAGCCCUAGACAAGAAGCAAAGGAACUUUGAUAAGAUCCUGGCUGAAUGGAAGCAGAAAUAUGAGGAAACACAUGCUGAGCUGGAAGCAUCCCAGAAGGAGGCCCGCUCCCUUGGUACUGAGCUGUUCAAGAUGAAGAAUGCCUAUGAGGAAUCCUUGGAUCAGCUAGAAACCCUGAAGCGAGAGAACAAAAACUUGCAGCAGGAGAUUUCUGACCUCACGGAGCAGAUUGCAGAGGGAGGAAAACGUAUCCAUGAACUGGAGAAAAUAAAGAAACAAGUAGAACAAGAGAAGUGCGAACUUCAGGCUGCUUUAGAAGAAGCUGAGGCAUCUCUUGAACAUGAAGAGGGGAAAAUCCUGCGCAUCCAGCUUGAACUGAACCAAGUCAAGUCUGAAAUUGACAGGAAAAUUGCUGAGAAGGAUGAGGAAAUUGACCAGCUGAAGAGAAACCACAUUAGAGUCGUGGAGUCAAUGCAGAGCACACUGGAUGCUGAGAUCAGGAGCAGGAAUGAUGCCAUCAGGAUCAAGAAGAAGAUGGAGGGAGACCUCAAUGAAAUGGAAAUCCAGCUGAACCAUGCCAACCGCAUGGCUGCUGAGGCCCUGAGGAACUAUAGGAACACUCAAGGCAUACUCAAGGAUACCCAGCUGCACCUGGAUGAUGCUCUCCGGGGCCAGGAGGACCUGAAGGAACAGCUGGCCAUGGUUGAGCGCAGAGCCAACCUGCUUCAGGCUGAGAUUGAGGAGCUGCGGGCCACACUGGAGCAGACCGAGAGGAGCAGGAAAAUCGCAGAACAGGAGCUCCUGGAUGCCAGUGAGCGUGUCCAGCUCCUCCACACCCAGAACACUAGCCUGAUCAACACCAAGAAGAAGCUGGAAACAGAUAUUUCCCAAAUGCAAGGAGAGAUGGAGGACAUCAUCCAGGAAGCCCGCAAUGCAGAAGAGAAGGCCAAGAAGGCCAUCACUGAUGCUGCCAUGAUGGCUGAGGAGCUGAAGAAGGAGCAGGACACCAGCGCCCACCUGGAGCGGAUGAAGAAGAACAUGGAGCAGACAGUGAAGGACCUGCAGCUCCGUCUGGAUGAGGCUGAGCAGCUGGCAUUGAAGGGUGGCAAGAAGCAGAUCCAGAAGCUGGAGGCCAGGGUGCGUGAGCUGGAAGGGGAGGUUGAGAGCGAGCAAAAGCGUAAUGUUGAAGCUGUCAAAGGUCUGCGCAAACAUGAGAGGCGAGUGAAGGAACUCACUUACCAGACGGAAGAAGAUCGGAAAAAUAUUCUCAGGCUUCAGGAUUUGGUAGAUAAACUUCAGGCAAAAGUGAAAUCUUACAAGAGACAAGCAGAAGAGGCUGAGGAACAAUCCAACACAAAUCUAUCUAAAUUCCGCAAGAUCCAGCAUGAAUUGGAGGAAGCAGAGGAAAGGGCUGACAUUGCAGAGUCUCAGGUCAACAAAUUGCGGGUAAAGAGUCGGGAAGUUCAUACAAAAAUUAUAAGUGAAGAGUGAUCACGUCCGGAUGCAAUGGAAUGACCGAAGAGAGGCACAAAAUGUGAAGUCUUUGGUCAUUUUCCUCUGUAAUUUUGUCUAUUCUACCCUAUUGUGAAGGAAAUAAAAAAGUACAGAAUACUUUGCAAACCAUA